UUACCAUGACAACCGCGCGUUCGAUCGUUUUGUUUGUCUGUGUGUGUCUGUUUUUUAUUCAAAUUUUUUUUUGUUUUCGAAAAUUGAAAAACAAUAAAAUUUAGAGAAAACCAUAAUGGAUCAAAUAAAAUUUGUAAUCGAUGAAUUAAAUCAACCACCAUUUAAUCAGAAUUUAAAUCUCAUUUCAUAUGAUAAUCUACGUGAAGAACAACGUCUUGAUCUUUUGAUACAAAUUUUCAAUAUUAUCGAUCCAAAGUUGAAUUUACCAUUCAUUCGUGUUGGUAAUAUUGAAGAUAUUGUAGCCACCAUUUUGGAUACAUUACGAAUAUUUAAAUAUUCACCACCAUCAUCUCAUAGUAAUCCCGUUGAAUUUCGUAAAAAUCUAAUAAUGGCCGAUAAAGAUCUUUUGACCAAUAUUAUUGAAUGGCUUUUAAGACGAUUACCGUUGCUAAAAAAACGUGCAUAUCUUGCACAUUUUCUAGUCAAAAUUGAAUUAUCACCUGAUGUGGAAGGUGAUCAAGAUGUCAUGAUAUUAUAUCAACAAUAUCUGAAUCUAAUCGAUGAAUUCAAACGAAUUCAUAGUUCACAUGAAAUGCAAAAAAAAUCUAUCGAUUCAAUUAUUGAACUUCAAAAAGAUAUCAAAACCAUGGAAUUGGAAAAAGAUCAAAUCAAAAACAAAUUAGACAUUGUAAAACGUCGUGUAAAUUUGGAUAUGAUUGAAACUUCGAAUUCUGUGCAUAAUAUUAAAUUCGAUUCGGUCCGUGCCUUUGUGAUGGCACGACAUGAAAAUGAAAAACUACAAAGACAAUUACGUGAACAACAAGAACGAAUAGUGAUGGCUAAAAAACAUUUGGAACAACAACAAACAGAAUUAAAUGAAUUGAAUGUUCAAGAUUGGCAAGAAUCAAUACAAUCACCAGAAGUUAUGCUUUACCGCUAUAAAGAUGAGAUUGAUAUUAAAUCUAAAUUGGUCAAAGAUGUAUUGCCAAAUGAAUUGACCGAUUUACGAUUAUUGGUACGUGAUAUGGAAAAAACACAACAACAUGCCGAUUCAGAUGUUACUGAACAAUUACAACGGACAGUAACACAGGUACAAGUAUUGACACAUGAAAUCAAUGAAUUGGUGGAGAAAAAAUUACUAGAUAAACAGAGUGAAGAGGAUCGACUUUCACAUUAUCGACAGAAUGCACAGGUUGUGGCCAAGAAAAAAGAAGAUGCAAUCAAACAAUGUGAACAAUUGGAACAUCAAUUGGCCACGCAACAGGCUGAAUUGGAAGAUUUACGUGCAAAAUUCUCUGUAGAUGGUGAAUCAACUUUACGUGGUGAUGCUUUGAAAUUAUAUAUUGAAAAAAUUUCACGUCGUGAAACCGAAAUGAAUGAAAUGAAAGAAGAAUUAAGCCGUAUAAGUGGUGAUAUUGAUGAAUUACAAUCGAAACUUCGGUCACUAAGACAACAGGAGAAAGAAACAUUGGAAGAGAUACAAGAAAGUGAAGAAACCAUUGGAUUAGAAGGUUAUUUUCAAAUGAAAGAAUCCACCCUCAAUGCUUUGGAUGAUGAUGAAGAUAAUAAUAUCGAUGAUGAUAAUGACAAAGAACAAUUAAAUUAUGAAGAGAUCAAUAGACAAGUGGAUAAUUUUCAGGAUCGAUUAGAACAAAUCAAAUCAUCUUUGGUCGAUGUAACCAAAGAGGUUAGAAUAUUGAAAGAAGAAUUGAAUGAAGCUGAAUCUGAAUUUGAUAUGAAAAAACGUCUAUAUGAUUCAGCUGCAGCUGGUUUAGAAGCCGAACUCAGUAGACGUGAAUCUGAAUUCGAAAGACUUAUUGGUGAACGUGAUGAUUUGAUUGCUGAACAAUUUGAAAUUCAAACCAGAUUAUUAGCAUUACAAAUUGAACAAAAAGAAUUACUUGGAAUGGAUAAAUCUAAUCGAUUAAUUGAACAAUUAAAAAUGGAAAUUGAUUCUGAACAAAAAUUACAGGAAAAUCUUCGCCGACAUGAAAUUGAAUGGAAAGAAAAAGAACAAUAUUAUAAAAAACAGAUGGAAAUGUGGCGUGAUCUACGUGUAAUAUUUGAAACAAAAUCACGUUUAUUGGCACAAAAAUUGGAACAAAAAAAUCAACAAUCAAAUGCAAUGAUAAUGAUUAAAGAUCAUUUAGUUCUAAAUGAUGAUUAGUUUGGAAAAUGGAAUUUGAAAUUGAAUUACACACACUAUUUCCAUCAAACGAUGACUAUUUCGGGUGGAUAUAGAAAAUUUGAGCAGCAAAACAAAUGGAAUUUACAUCUCUAAUAUAUUUUGAUUUGAACCGAACAAAAAAAAAAAAAAUUAAGAACAUUGAAACCUAAUGAUUAAAAUGA
Molecule: messenger RNA, 2349 nt
Organism: Dermatophagoides farinae (American house dust mite)
Lineage: Eukaryota; Metazoa; Arthropoda; Arachnida; Sarcoptiformes; Pyroglyphidae
Product: intraflagellar transport protein 81 homolog
Biological process (GO): cilium assembly; intraciliary transport
Cellular component (GO): intraciliary transport particle B; ciliary basal body
Molecular function (GO): tubulin binding
Source: RefSeq, a predicted model, not a curated record